AUGCCUUCCCUGUCGCUCCUUUUCGGGUUUGGCUUUACUCUUUCUUCGCUCGCUUCUGCCACCAAGUACACUGCUCAAGACACCUACGCAGGAUCUUCCUUCUUCGACUCCUUCAACUUCGUCACUGAAGAGAAGACCAACGGCUUUGUCAAAUAUGUCGAUCGCUCAAGGGCUGAGUCCCAGGGCUACAUCAACUACAAAGAUGGUGAUGCUAUCUUUGGCGUUGACUACAAGUCCAAACUAGAUAGCUCCUCUGGCAAAGACGUCGGCCGCGAGAGUGUUCGCCUGGAGGGCAAGAAGGAGUACAACAAGGGUCUCUUCGUCCUUGACGUCAAGCACAUGCCGGGUGGCAUCUGCGGUACCUGGCCUGCCUUCUGGUCUCUCGGACGCGAGCCAUGGCCCGUCAAGGGCGAGAUCGACAUCAUCGAGGGUGUCAACAUGAACUCAGUCAACAAGUUCGUGCUUCACACCGACACCCAAUGCAAGACCGAUGGCAAAGGGCAAACUGGUGCGCAGUCCCUCUACAACUGCGCUCUCGACAGUCCCUCAGGUGCUUCUGGCUGCGAUGUCAAUGACGUCAACACCAGUACCUACGGCGCUGGCUUCAACGCCAAUGUGGGGGGUUAUUAUGUGACUGAGUGGCAAGCCGAUGGCAUCAGGAUGUGGUUCUUCCCCCGCGGCAGCGCUCCUAAGAGCCUCCAGACCGGCGAGCCCGACACGUCCGAGUUUGGCACCCCCAAUGCCAACUUCCAGGGCGACUGCGACAUCGAGAAGCGCUUCAUGGACCAGCGCUUCAUCUUCACCAACACCUUCUGCGGUGACUGGGCGGGAAACGUCUACGCCAACUCGGGUUGCCCCAUGUACUCGGGUCUCAGCGGCAUGGACUCUUGCAAGAAGUAUGUCGCAGAGAACCCGGCGGUGUUCAAGGAUGCGUACUGGCGCAUCAGCUCGUUCAAGACAUACAACAAGCGCAUGCUCUCGAGCUCUUCGUCGGUCGCUCCUAGCAGCACGCAUGCUUCGAGCAGUUCUGUGCGCGUCUCAAGCUCUACCCCCGUCUCCAGCUCUGUGCACAUCUCUAGCUCUUCGGUUUAUGCCUCUUCUUCAGUCCAGGCUUCUUCCUCUUCAGUUCAGGCUUCUUCGUCUUCAGCUCAUGUCUCUUCUUCGGUAGCGCACAUCAGCUCUGCUCUAUCCAGCUCUGUUAUUUACUCUUCUGCGACACCCACGCCUCACGUAUCGAGCUCCAUCUACGACCCCGCGUCAACUCCUGCUGCGUCGUCAUCGUACCCCCACAGUAUCCCGAGCAGUGUCGCGUCUUCCACGACUCCCCCCGACUACGUUAGCAGCUCUUCGGAAGCUCAUGGCUUUUCGUCUAUCUACAGUCCAUCCAUAUCCUAUGACUACACUUCCUCUUCAGCCAUCAUCUCAUCUGUAACCGAGACACCUUACUCGCACGGCAUUUCGUCCUCAAUCUACAGCGCGUUUGCCUCAGAGACUCCUUACCCGAACGACAGCCCCAGCAUAAACCCUUCGGCAAGUUCUUCCUACGCGGUCUCCUCCGACGUCUCCAGCAUCUACCCAUCCGAGACCCCUUACAGCAGCUCGUCGGUUGUCUAUUCCUCAGAGACGCCAUACGAUAGCUCCAUUUACCCAUCUGGAACUUCUUCAAGCUCUGCCUACCCCGAUGUCACUUCCUACCCAGUCGACAAGUCCAGCAGCAGUACCCCUGUCUCCCCCAACCCGUCUUCCGCUCCUAUCUACUCUGCUUACCCAGAGGAUGAUGGUUACGAAUACGGUAGCAUCUCUUCAAAGACUCUCCAUGCUUCAUCCAAGGCUUCUGAGUAUCCUAUCAUGUCCACAACUGGAGCCUCUUCCAUGCCAUCUGGCUACCCGGCCUUUUCCUCCAAGUACCCCGAGGCAUCUUCGAAGGUUCCUGAUCACGACAACGAGUACCCAGCCACUUCUUCCAAGGCUUCUGACUAUGGUACUUACCCGGCUGUUUCUGCAAAGGUUACUGAGCACAGCAAAUACCCGGUAGCUUCCUCGAGUGCUCCAGUAUAUGGCGACGACCACCCAUCAUACCCGAUUUCAAGUCCAAUCCCGGUGUACGAGAGCUACCCGGUCUCGACUCCUGGUGUGAAGUCUACGCCCGCCUACGCUGACUACCCUGAACUCCCGAGCUUCACGCCGCUCUACAGCACCUACCCUGCCGUAUCGAGCAAGCCAUCCUACGACGACCAGCAGUCUUCCGACUCUUACAAGACCACUACCGCCUACGAGACAACCUACGUCGAUAUCUGCCCCACCGGAUACACAACCAUCACCACCAAGGUCACUGCAAUCCAGACCCCAGCCCCUUACCCAACAACCGACGCUCACUACGCGCCUCCCGGCUUCGAGGUCAUGACCAAGUACUGCGCCCAGGGCUGCGGCGAGGGACCCAAGACUGUCACUGUUACCGUUCCCUGCUCGAAGUGCCAGGCCUCAAUGCCUGUAUAUGGAAAGCCCACCGACAAAGUCUCAUCCGUCUACUCCAAGUCCACCGACGUCCCCAGCAAGCCCACCGGGAACGCCCCGUACACACCCGCUCAGCCCAUCAAGCCUUCAACCCCAGAGGACUCCACGACCAAGAUUACGGCAACCGAGAUCGUCACUCUAACCAAGAUCCCCGUCCCUGAGAGCCAGUACUACGCCACCCACCCCAGCAUCGCGUCCGCAUCCGCAAUCUCGAUCAAGUACCCCGACUCCGACUUAGGCAAGAGCUCUACAAACAGUAGGCCCGUCGUCCCCACUGGCUACGCUGGCAGCGACAAGCCCUACCCCACCGCUUCAGCUCCGUCGUCUAAGCCCGUGUACCCGACCGUCGCUGGCCACGCAGGUGGCAACAUAACGAUGAGCUACGGAACUGGAGCAAGCGCUGCAGGCAAGCCCACACAGACCGGCUACGAAGCCUCCGAGUUCACUGGCGCGGCGAGCGGAGUGCAGGUCGGCGGCGUCGUCGCGGGCGCUGUUGCUGUGUUUGCCGCCAUGAUGAUGUAG
Molecule: messenger RNA, 3036 nt
Organism: Ascochyta rabiei
Lineage: Eukaryota; Fungi; Ascomycota; Dothideomycetes; Pleosporales; Didymellaceae
Exons: 2
Coding region: 1-3036 (1011 amino acids)
Biological process (GO): glucan catabolic process
Molecular function (GO): hydrolase activity, hydrolyzing O-glycosyl compounds
Source: RefSeq, a predicted model, not a curated record